Messenger RNA from Exserohilum turcica Et28A, 882 nucleotides. RefSeq lists its product as uncharacterized. The transcript has 2 exons. The record is from RefSeq and is a predicted model, not a curated record. NCBI's taxonomy places the organism in Eukaryota, Fungi, Ascomycota, Dothideomycetes, Pleosporales, Pleosporaceae. Bases 1 to 882 code for a protein of 293 amino acids.
AUGCCUGCCUUCUCCCGGGGCGUGGACGCCCUCUUCCGCCAGCAGACUUUCCGCCUCCCCUCCUCGCUCCGCGCCGCCCUCUUCGGGACACGAGCGUCCUUCUUUCAGCCCACGUCGGCACCGCGCAACGCCCGGUCCUUUGCCUCGUCCAUUCUCCGCCGCUACCAGUACUCGUACAAGAGCAACAUUGGAGGCUCCAAGUCGAGUUUCGUGAGCAAAGACCCCGUCUUGCGCCAGAUCGCCCAGACCCGGCAGCCCGUCUUGAUCUACCAGGCCCCAAGGAACAAAUGGUACUAUGCCAAGGUCUACGGGACGGGCGCGCUGUGGAUCGGCGUAGGCGCCUAUUCCAUGAAAUUCAACGACGACAUCAAGGAUAGGGAUAUCCCCUUCUUUGUGCGACCGACAUAUGUUGUUGUCGGGGCGGCCUUUAUCGCGAUCGGGUGUUAUAUUUGCACGGCGCCUACCAAUCGCAUGAGGGCACUGGAAGUCAUACCCAGUCUGCAGGGCGGGGCCGUACAAUUGCGCAUGACGGUGCGAGCAGCGCCAUGGUCCAAAGAGCGCAUCAUAUACUCGCAGCUUGGGGAAGCCACCAUCAGUGAAAAGACGGAGCCUAUGGUCCAGGAGCUGCUGGAGGCCGAGCGUUUCCGCCGCCAGAAGUUGUGGGACGACCUGGGCCACAUGAACAUUGCGGCGCGACUGUGGGAAGGCUCCGCGCGCUGGGUGUACCAGAAAUGGACCAACUUCUUCCUGCGAUUCAAAUUCGCAGUGCUGAGAUUUGGCAUCGCAAAGGUCAAGGUCCAGGGGCAAGAUUGGAAAAUUGACUGCUCGGGGUGGUUGUUGGAGAACGGCAGAGCUGUCGACAGACUUAUCGCUGUAGAGUAA